AUGAACUCAUUCUCGACCGAAGCUUGGACGUUCCUCGCUCUCGGGAUUGUGACCAUCCUCAUCCGAACGUACGCACGAUGGAGGCUGGUUAGAUGGAAAGGCCUCUGGAUCGACGACUACCUGAUGUUACUCGUCAUCAUCCCCUACGCGAUCGAGACUACACUCGCCCAUAUCGUCGCGACCUCGGCACAUGGCUUGGCGAAUAGUGGGAUGACGGACGAGGAGAGAGCAGGUUUGUCUCCCGAUAGCGAUGAGUAUCGUUGGAGGGUGCUGGGAUCCAAAAUCCAGGUCGCAGGUUGGAGCAUGUAUGUGACCGUGCUCUGGAUGAUCAAGGCCGCCUGGUGUGCAUUCUACCUUCGUCUGACUGGUGGAUUGUUUGGGUAUCACACGCGGUUGAUGAUUGGUUUCGUCGCCAUCGUCGUCACCUACCUCGCGGUGCUGUUGUCGAUCCUGUUCGGCUGCACUAAAAUGUCGAAGAAUUGGCAAAUAUACCCAGACCCAGGAAACCUUUGCCAGCCCGCGUUAUCCAAGCUCGACAUCUUCAUGACGAUCACCUUGAAUAUAUCCACCGAUGCGUACCUCGUCUUGACGCCUAUUCCCAUACUCUGGUGUGCCAAGCUGCCAGUCAUCAAGAAGAUCGGACUUAUCGUACUCUUCUCUGGUGCAAUUUUCGUCAUGAUCGCAGGUGUUCUCCGAUGCAUCCUGAUUCUAAUGGUAGGCCGGUACCGGAACCCCGAUUCUACCCCAGCAAUUCACGCUAAACUACGUAUUAACGACCGCCCCGUCUAG
This is a messenger RNA of Scedosporium apiospermum, 789 nucleotides long. RefSeq lists its product as uncharacterized. Lineage: Eukaryota; Fungi; Ascomycota; Sordariomycetes; Microascales; Microascaceae. The coding region runs from base 1 to 789 and encodes 262 amino acids. The record is from RefSeq and is a predicted model, not a curated record. The transcript has 4 exons.